ACGCCCUCCCGCGGCCACAAAAGGAACUUGUGGCUCAGAAUCCCCUGUGGCCUGCUGACAUGGCCCGCCCCCUCCGCCUUCCCCGUUAAACCCCGAGACGGGGGAGUCAAUUGCAGAGGGAGGGGGGAAAGAAGAACAGGGGAAGCACGAACGGGAGAAAAAGAUGUCGGAGAACGGAGAUGCUGCGAUCAAGCUCUUUGGCAAGACGAUCCCUCUGAGGCCAAGCAGCAGCGGCGGCCAUGAUGAGAAGGAUCAUCAAGAGGGCGAAGGAGCUCUGAAAUCAAGGAAUCAAGAUCAUGAAUCAUCAGACUCACAAGAGAAGAACGAGCCUGCCACAUCCACGAGCGAUCUCCAUACUCCAGCUUCGGCCGAUCCAGAGGACGUCUCGACGAAGAGCUCAAGUCAUAAAGAAGAGGAAGAAGACAACGAAGAAUCGCAGAGAAGCGUGAAGAAGCCCGACAAGACACUCCCUUGCCCUCGGUGCAAAAGCCUCGACACCAAGUUCUGCUACUACAACAACUACAGCGUCAAUCAGCCACGAUACCUCUGCAGGAACUGCCAACGGUACUGGACCGCCGGCGGCACCAUGAGGAACGUCCCCGUCGGAGCUGGUCGACGCAAAAACAAGAACUCAUGCCAUAUUCGACGCAUCGCUUUAUCGGAGUCUGCCAUCCGAGCUUGUCAAUCUGAUGCCCGUUACCCACAGAGCACCGUACUCAACUUUGAUUCGAUGGCCUCUGCACUGGUCCUACCAGAAAACACGGUGAGCUGCAACAGAAAUGGAAUCCACGGCGAGAUGGCACCACCACCUUCUACCAUGAACAAUGGUGAUGAGAAGUCGAGUAGGCCUUCAGAUACUCUAAAUGCAAAGGGCAGUCAGAAUUAUCAGAGAACAACUGCUCCAAUUCCAUGUUUCAGUGGGUCUCCCUGGCGAUAUCCUUGGAACCCAGCACUUCCUUUUUGUGCUUCCAGCCUUCCAGUUCCCUUCUACCCUGCUGCAGCUUACUGGAGUGGUCCAUGGCUAUCUCCUGCAGCUUCCUCUUCUCCAAAUGGUUGUCUCCCAAGAUCAGGAUCCAGUACUCCCACCCUGGGCAAGCACUCGAGGGAUGGCACAUGCAUUUUGAUUCCGAAAACACCCAGGAUUGAUGACCCUGAAGAAGCUGCAAAGAGCACUUUAUGGACAAUGGUUGGCAUCAGUAAUGGAGAGCUACUGAAGGCCUUCCAGCCGAAGAGAGAGAUCAAGAAUCAGGUACCAACACUGCUGCAUGUCAACCCGGCAGCACUUUGUCGAUCUCUGAACUUCCAGGAGGCCUCGUAGAGGAGCAGAGCUUCUGAUCUUCUACUGAAAGAAGAAGCUGAAAGCUUGCAAAGUAGCUUCAUCGAACAAGAGUGUUGCCUCUGCCAAUGCAACAGUAGUAAUUAUUAGUCUUCAUGUAGACAUGUAAGUAGCUAGGAAGUGAGAGCAGGAAAGAGAUGUUAAGCUUAAGAAUGAGAGGUUCCUUUGCACAUAAAUAACUCAAUGAUCUUGAUUGAGAAGAA
Messenger RNA from Musa acuminata AAA Group (dessert banana), 1539 nucleotides. RefSeq names its product cyclic dof factor 1-like. Lineage: Eukaryota; Viridiplantae; Streptophyta; Magnoliopsida; Zingiberales; Musaceae. The coding region runs from base 164 to 1318 and encodes 384 amino acids. Gene Ontology annotation, molecular function: DNA-binding transcription factor activity; DNA binding. The record is from RefSeq and is a predicted model, not a curated record. Gene Ontology annotation, biological process: regulation of DNA-templated transcription. The transcript is spliced from 2 exons.